CCGAGAUAGUGAGGAGCCAGACAGAAAGCACAGACUAUGGCGCUGAAACGGAUUAAUAAGGAACUUAGUGAUUUGGCCCGUGACCCUCCAGCACAAUGUUCUGCAGGUCCAGUUGGGGAUGAUAUGUUUCAUUGGCAACCCACAAUUAUGGGACCUAAUGACAGCCCAUAUCAAGGCGGUGUAUUCUUUUUGACAAUUCAUUUUCCUGCAGACUACCCCUUCAAACCACCUAAGGUUGCAUUUACAACAAGAAUUUAUCAUCCAAAUAUUAACAGUAAUGGCAGCAUUUGUCUCAAUAUUCUAAGAUCACAGUGGUCUCCUGCUUUAACUAUUUCUAAAGUUCUUUUAUCCAUUUGUUCACUGCUAUGUGAUCCAAACCCAGAUGACCCCCUAGUGCCAGAGAUUGCACGGAUCUAUGAGACAGACAGAGAUAAGUACAACAGAAUAUCUCGGGAAUGGACUCAGAAGUAUGCCAUGUGAUGCUACCUUAAAGUCAGAAUAACCUGCAUUAUAGCUGGAAUAAACUUUAAAUUACUGUUUCUUUUUUGAUUUUCUUAUCCGGCUGCUCCCCUAUCAGACCUCAUCUUUUUUAAUUUUAUUUUUUGUUUACCUCCCUCCAUUCAUUCACAUGCUCAUCUGAGAAGACUUAAGUUCUUCCAGCUUUGGACAAUAACUGCUUUUAGAAACUGUAAAGUAGUUACAAGAGAACAGUUGCCCAAGAUU
This is a messenger RNA of Hippopotamus amphibius kiboko, 723 nucleotides long. RefSeq names its product ubiquitin-conjugating enzyme E2 D3-like. NCBI's taxonomy places the organism in Eukaryota, Metazoa, Chordata, Mammalia, Artiodactyla, Hippopotamidae. The transcript has a single exon. Bases 37 to 480 code for a protein of 147 amino acids. Gene Ontology annotation, cellular component: nucleus. The record is from RefSeq and is a predicted model, not a curated record. Gene Ontology annotation, molecular function: ubiquitin conjugating enzyme activity. Gene Ontology annotation, biological process: ubiquitin-dependent protein catabolic process; protein K11-linked ubiquitination.